Molecule: messenger RNA, 1808 nt
Organism: Castor canadensis (American beaver)
Lineage: Eukaryota; Metazoa; Chordata; Mammalia; Rodentia; Castoridae
Gene: Oprm1
Product: opioid receptor mu 1
Biological process (GO): G protein-coupled opioid receptor signaling pathway; neuropeptide signaling pathway; sensory perception of pain
Cellular component (GO): neuron projection; plasma membrane
Molecular function (GO): beta-endorphin receptor activity; G-protein alpha-subunit binding; G-protein beta-subunit binding
Source: RefSeq, a predicted model, not a curated record
AAACUAACUCUGUGUAUCUCCCCGCCCUUCUCUUCAACUCCCUGUCUUGUUCAGUCCCCCGCCCCCUUUAGAUGUGUUUGCACAGAGGAGAAUGAGUGAGGAACCCGACUCCUUAAAUUGCUGUGCGCAAAAUCCACCCCUCCUCUCUCCUCCCUCCUCUCCAGCCUCCGGAUCCCGCACAGCGGUCCCUCCCUCUGUCCAGCGUUGUGGGGUUGGGGCUGGGCCUCUGUGUACUACUAAGGUGGGAAGGGGCUACCAGCAGAGGACAGUGUCAGAUGCUCAGCUCUCCCCUUCUGCCUGGCGCUCCUCUCCGGUUGCUCCAGACUUGGUCUCUGUAAGAAAGCGCAGGAGCUGUGGCAGCGGCGAGAGAGGAAGCUGCAGAAGCGAGUGGAACCCGAAAAGUCCCGGGGCUCUCGGUUACCUCACAUCGUGGUCUCCCGCAGGCCGUCAGCACCAUGGACAGCAGCGCCGUCCGCGCGAAUGCCAGCAAUUGCACAGAUCCUUUUGCCGGAUCAAGUUGCUCCCCUGCGCCUAGCCCCAGCUCCUGGGUCAACUUGUCCCACUUAGAUGGCAACUUGUCCGACCCAUGCGGUCCGAACCGCACCGAGCUGGGCGGCAGCGACAGCCUGUGCCCUCCGACCGGCAGUCCUUCCAUAAUCACGGCCAUCACCAUCAUGGCCCUCUACUCCAUCGUGUGCGUGGUGGGGCUCUUCGGAAACUUCCUGGUCAUGUAUGUGAUCAUCAGAUACACCAAGAUGAAGACUGCUACCAACAUCUAUAUUUUCAACCUUGCUCUGGCAGAUGCCCUAGCAACCAGUACCCUGCCCUUCCAGAGUGUCAACUACCUGAUGGGAACAUGGCCCUUUGGAACCAUUCUCUGCAAAAUCGUGAUCUCCAUCGAUUACUACAAUAUGUUCACCAGCAUUUUCACCCUCUGCACCAUGAGUGUGGAUCGCUACAUUGCAGUCUGUCACCCCGUCAAGGCUCUGGAUUUCCGUACUCCCCGAAAUGCCAAAAUUGUCAAUGUCUGCAACUGGAUCCUCUCUUCUGCCAUUGGUCUACCUGUGAUGUUUAUGGCAACAACAAAAUACAGGCAUGGCUCCAUAGAUUGUACCCUAACAUUCUCUCACCCGACCUGGUACUGGGAGAACCUGCUGAAGAUCUGUGUUUUUAUUUUUGCCUUCAUCAUGCCUAUCCUCAUCAUCACAGUGUGUUAUGGACUGAUGAUCUUACGCCUCAAGAGUGUUCGCAUGCUCUCAGGCUCCAAAGAAAAGGACAGAAACCUGAGAAGGAUCACCAGGAUGGUGCUGGUGGUCGUGGCUGUGUUCAUUGUCUGCUGGACUCCCAUUCACAUUUAUGUCAUCAUCAAAGCCUUGAUUACAAUUCCAGAGACUACAUUCCAGACAGUUUCUUGGCACUUCUGCAUUGCCCUAGGUUACACAAACAGCUGCCUGAACCCAGUUCUUUAUGCAUUUCUGGAUGAAAACUUCAAACGAUGCUUCAGAGAAUUCUGCAUCCCAACAUCCUCCACCAUUGAGCAACAAAACUCCACUCGAAUUCGUCAGAACACGAGAGACCACCCCUCCACGGCCAACACAGUGGACAGGACUAACCACCAGCUAGAAAAUCUGGAAGCAGAAACUGCUCCAUUGCCCUAACUGGAUCUCAUGUCAUCCAGACCCUCACUGAGCUUAGAUGCCGCCAUCUAUGUGGAAGCAGACUGCUUAAAGAACGUGUAGGAGACUACACGUUCUUUUGAGUCAUUGAAAGUCUUUCUUUUCUGGCUACUCCACCCUGCACAUUGGAGG